Molecule: messenger RNA, 3649 nt
Organism: Mauremys mutica (yellowpond turtle)
Lineage: Eukaryota; Metazoa; Chordata; Testudines; Geoemydidae
Gene: FBXL16
Product: F-box and leucine rich repeat protein 16
Exons: 6
Coding region: 106-1617 (503 amino acids)
Biological process (GO): SCF-dependent proteasomal ubiquitin-dependent protein catabolic process
Cellular component (GO): SCF ubiquitin ligase complex
Molecular function (GO): protein binding
Source: RefSeq, a predicted model, not a curated record
UGUUCUGUUUCUUCUCCUGAUGCUGUUCUGCACAUGAAAGGAGGAGCAGCUCCCGAAGAGGCAUGGCAUGAGCUGGAAGCAGCCGCUGGAGAGUGACCGUAGAAGAUGUCGAACCAGAGUACUGGUGACACCAAGCCCCCAUGUUUACCCCGGAAUGGAUUGGUGAAGAUCCCCAACCAGCCCAAUGGACUUGGCUCUGCCAGCAUCACCAAAGGGACACCAGCAGUGAAAAACCGGCUGUGCCAGCCUUCUUCCGUGCCUGCUAUCAUCAGCCCAGCCUUAUCCAAUCACAGUGACCUUCCCAUACCCAGUCUGGCAUCACCGCUGUCCUUGGCAACUCUGGCAGGGGUGCCGUCCCCUUCCAGCACCUCCAUGGUGGGACUGAACUUGAGUGAGGCCUCCCCGACAAAUGAGCACCCCUCCCCAGAGAGGCACCCUGGCUCCCCCACAGAAAGGCAGCUUGCUGUGGAUGAGAAGAUCCUCAACCGCUUGUUCUGGUACUUUUCAGCCUGUGAGAAAUGUGUCCUGGCCCAGGUGUGUAAGGUGUGGAGGCGGGUCCUGUACCAGUCCAAGUUCUGGGUAGGCCUGACACCAGUGCUGCACACCAAAGAGCUCUACAACACCCUGCCCAGCAGUGAGAAGGAGUUUGUUAACCUCCAGGGCUUUGCUGUACGGGGCUUUGACAGCUUUUGUCUGGUGGGGGUCUCGGACCUGGACAUUUGUGAGUUCAUUGACAACUACCCCCUGUCCAAGAAAGGGGUGAAGUCCAUGAGCCUUAAGAGAUCGACCAUCACGGACGCAGGGCUCGAGGUUAUGCUGGAGCAGAUGCAGGGCGUGGUGCGCCUGGAGCUCUCUGGCUGCAAUGACUUCACAGAAGCCGGCCUGUGGUCAAGCCUGAAUGCUCGCAUCACCUCCUUGAGUGUCAGCGACUGCAUCAAUGUGGCUGACGAUGCCAUAGCUGCCAUCUCCCAGCUGCUGCCCAACCUGACUGAGCUCAAUCUGCAGGCCUACCAUGUGACAGACACGGCCUUGGCCUACUUCACUGCCAAGCAGGGCUACACCACCCACACCCUGCGCCUCAGCUCCUGCUGGGAGAUCACCAACCAUGGAGUGGUCAACAUGGUGCACAGCCUGCCCAACCUGAGUGUGCUGAGCCUCUCUGGCUGUUCCAAGGUGACUGAUGAUGGGGUGGAGCUCGUGGCUGAGAACCUGCGGAAGCUGAGGAGCUUGGACCUGUCAUGGUGCCCUCGGAUCACUGACAUGGCCCUGGAGUAUAUCGCCUGUGACCUGCAUAAACUGGAGGAGCUCGUGCUUGACAGGUGUGUACGGAUUACAGACACUGGACUCAGUUACUUAUCCACCAUGUCAUCCCUUAGGAGCCUGUACCUCCGCUGGUGCUGCCAGGUACAAGACUUCGGCCUGAAGCAUCUCCUGGGCAUGAGAAGUUUGCGCCUGUUAUCUCUUGCUGGCUGCCCGCUGCUCACCACCACUGGGCUCUCAGGCCUUGUCCAACUUCAAGACCUGGAGGAGCUGGAGCUGACCAACUGUCCUGGCGCCACACCCGAGCUGUUCAAGUAUUUCUCCCAGCACCUGCCGCACUGCAUGGUCAUCGAAUAAGCAGCCCCAGAGAUUGGCCAACCUUUGGAGCUGUCCCCUUCAAUCCCAACCCAACACUGAUCAACCAACCAGAGUUAUCAUUUCGUUUUAAUUUUAUGUUUUGGGACAGAUGUUGAUUUAAACCAUCCACCAUGUGUACAGCAAUCAGGAGUUAGUUAAUCACAUCAACGCAUUGGAUGAGGACACCUAGAGAGAGGGAUAUAUGCUGUCUCCAUAGAGAUGGGCAUCCACCUGUUCCAUAAGACACAAUCUCCUGCAAGAAUCUCUCUGAAAAGUUUGUAAAUUUUCCACACCAUCACUCAUCUUCUUUGUAAUGGUCUGUCCUGAAAAAAAAAUUAUUUAAAAAUCACAGCUAAACAAAAUACCAACGAAAAACAAGCAAACAAAACAAAGUGAAUAAAUGACCACGAUUGGAGAGUUGGGGCAGGUUGGCACAGUUUCAUGUCCUGCGUGGUGUCCCCCCUCAAUGCUGGAUCCCAUGUGGUUUCUGCCCAAUGUCUCACGUCACAGCAGUUAGAAGUUCCUUCUGAGACCCCCACAUUUCUGUGAGGCUUGGCGUUGAGUCUGAGGGAGGGGCCUAAUUGGAGCCCCUCCCCAUUCUGGAUGGUUGAAACCAGUGUUUCCAUCAUGGCAUAUGCUGGCAGGAGCUGAGCCAGAAAGCUAAGAAGAGAAGAGGAGAAUCCUGAGGGACAGAGAGACUUGAAGGAGAAAGGAUGAAAUUACUGAUGCCGUGUGCUUGCUCUGUCUCUUAAUUACUUCAGCGGGACACUGCAGAGUCUGCCACGCUGGAGACAUUUUAAAAAAUAAACUGACCAACGCUGUGAAAGAGAAGCACGGGGCCUGUUCUGAGGCUUUUGGCAGGCCGGGUGCCUUCUGCUUCAGAAGAUGGAGCUGAUAUGUUGACCGUGAUUGUAUUGUUUUCACUGAAAGUACAGAUCCGUGAGCAAAUUUCUUGAGACACAAACAAACCCACCUCCCCACUAAAUCCUCUGAAAACCCAGUAACCCCAAGGUCACAUGAUCUUGGGUAGACGGUUGCCUACUGCUGUUUUCAUUUUGUUAAUAAGAUGUUCUUCUCAGAACAGCCUGCAGCCUUCGCAUGCUAGCUUGCUUCAGUCUUGUGGUAAGGUAGGUUCUGGAAUGUGCAGGGGCUGGGAAGGCCUAUGGAGCAGCCCUCUGCCCAGCUCCAGUUCUCUUCCAGUGUGAAGCUGGUGUGGCUUUGUAUCCAAUCCACAUACAUUUAUUGGAGUACAGGUUUAACUGUGGUAGCUGGGAGCCUAGAGUAGCUCCCCACUCCUCCACCAGCCUGAGCCUCCUUCAACUAUCCCCCUUCUAGAGCUGGAGGCUGGAGGCUCUAGAAGGGGUGAGGAAAGCUAUGGCGUCCUACUGGGCUUGAUUUGUGUGGCAAUAUGCCUUAUGCCUGGCAGCAUCUUUCCCCAGGCCCAGCUUGAGGCCAGCUCACUUCUAGGACAGAGGGAAGGCUGGCAGCAUGUCAAUCAGACCAGUCUGGGAUCCUACUAGGGCAGUGGGCCCUAAACUGUGGGGUAUGCCCCCCGGGGGGGUGCAUAGGAACAUCUGGGGGACGCGGCAGGGCCACUUAGCUCUGCUCUGGCCCCAGCUCAUCUCUGGCCCUACCCAACCCCAGCCCCAGUUGCAGCCCCCAGCCCCAGCUUAGGGUUGCCAGGAUAUUCACAGUAACCAGCCUCUGCCACUGGGGGGGACAGGAAGAGCAGCAGCUACUGCUGGAGUCUGGAGGAGCACUCAGCAACUGCUCCAGCCAAGAGAGGUUCACCCUUGGAGCGUGGCUUCCCCUCCUCUGUCCUGCCCCACUCACCCCUCCACCCAUGGAGCGUGGCUCUCUCUCCUCUGUCCUGCCCCACUCAUUCCCCACCCGUGGAACAUCACUCCUUCUCCCACGUCCUGUCUCACUCACCCCAUCUCUGGGGGCACUGGACCGAGUAAGGAGGAGGAGGUGCUUUAAAAAAGUUUCGGGACCACUGUACUAGGAUCACCACCUUUUCAAAAUGCAAAAA